Messenger RNA from Salvia hispanica, 1898 nucleotides. It is a transcript of the gene LAC10, whose product is annotated as laccase 10. Gene Ontology annotation, biological process: lignin catabolic process. The record is from RefSeq and is a predicted model, not a curated record. Lineage: Eukaryota; Viridiplantae; Streptophyta; Magnoliopsida; Lamiales; Lamiaceae. Gene Ontology annotation, molecular function: hydroquinone:oxygen oxidoreductase activity; copper ion binding. Gene Ontology annotation, cellular component: apoplast.
UCUUCUUUCCCACUUUCAACUCAUCAACAAAUCUUCACUUCACUUUCACACACACUCAGUGUGUGAAACAAAACAAUGGAUUCUUGGAUGAUUAGGGUUUUCAUCCUCCUAUCUUGCUUCUCUCCUAUGAUGGUUGAAUCCAGAGUUCGUCAUUACAAGUUCAAUGUGGUCAUGAAAAACACAAGUCGCUUGUGCUCAACGAAACCAAUUGUUACUGUAAAUGGAAACUUUCCAGGGCCAACUCUAUAUGCUAGAGAAGACGACACCGUUUUGGUCAAGGUUGUCAACCAUGUCAAGUACAAUGUCUCCAUCCACUGGCACGGAAUCCGGCAGCUUCGCACCGGGUGGGCUGACGGUCCAGCAUAUAUCACCCAGUGUCCGAUCCAGCCGGAGCAGAGUUAUGUCUACAACUUCACCCUCACGGGCCAGAGAGGCACACUCUGGUGGCAUGCUCACAUUUUGUGGCUGAGGGCCACCGUGCACGGUGCCAUCGUCAUCUUGCCUAAGCUCGGUGUCCCUUACCCUUUCCCCAAACCCGACCACGAACGAGUCAUCAUUCUAGCUGAAUGGUGGAAAUCCGACACUGAAAAUGUGAUCAACGAGGCGUUGAAGUCCGGCCUCGCCCCAAACGUCUCCGAUGCCCACACGAUCAACGGGUACCCGGGACAAAUCCCUAAUUGUUCCACCACAGAUGGCUACCAACUAAAUGUGACACCGGGAAAAUCAUACCUAGUCCGCCUAAUCAACGCUGCCCUCAAUGAAGAACUCUUCUUCAAGAUCGCCGGCCACAAAUUCACCGUGGUCGAGGUCGACGCCACCUACGUGAAGCCCUUCACGACCGACACGGUCGUGAUCGCCCCGGGCCAAACCACCAACGUCGUCCUAACGGCUAGCAAGCGCGCCGGGAAGUUCGCCAUCGCGGCCUCCACCUUCAUGGACACCCCCGUGGUGGCGAUCGACAACCUCACCGCCACCGCCACGCUCCACUACUCCGGCACGCUGUCCGCCGCCCCCACCGCCGUCGCCGCCGUCCCCGCGCGCAACGCCACCCCGGUGGCGGACACCUUCUCCAACUCCCUCCGCAGCCUCAACUCGAAGACCUACCCGGCCAAGGUCCCGAAAACGGUUGACCGGUCGCUGUUCUUUGCAGUCGGGCUCGGGAUCAACCCGUGCCCGACGUGCAAAGCAGCGAACGGGAGCCGGGUAGUGGCGAGCGUGAACAACAUCACAUUCGUGAUGCCGACGACCGCCUUGCUACAAGCGCACUUCUUCAACAUCAAAGGAGUCUACACCACCGACUUCCCGGGGAACCCGCCGACGCCGUUCAACUACACCGGAGCUCCGCCGCAGAACAUGGCGACGGUAUCCGCGACGAAGGUGUACCGGCUGCCGUACAACGCCACGGUGCAGGUGGUCUUGCAGGACACCGGGAUAAUCGCGCCGGAGAACCACCCGGUUCAUCUCCACGGUUUCAAUUUCUUCAUUGUCGGAAAAGGAUCCGGCAAUUUCAACCCCAAAACGGAUCCCAAAAGCUUCAACCUCGUCGAUCCGGUCGAGAGGAACACGGUUGGCGUGCCGUCCGGUGGGUGGGUCGCAAUCCGGUUCAUCGCCGACAAUCCCGGUGUGUGGUUCAUGCAUUGCCACUUGGAAGUUCACACGACUUGGGGGCUGAAGAUGGCGUUCCAAGUGGACGACGGAAAGGGAAAAAAUCAGUCAGUUUUGCCGCCGCCAAAAGAUUUGCCCAAGUGCUGAAAAUUUUGAGCUGCCAAUUCGAGAGUGAUUUCUUCUGCUGAAGCUUGGAGAGAAUGUAUUAUAUUUGUUUGUUUCUCGAGUGAAAAUAAUUUGCUCGACUUAUUUGUAUCCUCAAUAAUUAUCUAUACUUUCAUUUUCUAUUGUCA